AGCAGAAUGAGGGAACCCUGGACGUACCUGCUGUGCUGGUGCCUCCUGGCAUGUUCAGCGUCCUCGCACAAUUCCAACAACCCAUUCGCAGGGCAGCAGACCCCCGCAGAUCCUUGCUACGAUGACGCCGGGGCAGCCCGCCGAUGCAUCCCUGAGUUUAUCAACGCAGCUUUUGGCAAAGAGGUGACCGUAUCCAGCAUGUGCGGCCGCCCGCCAUCCCGUUCGUGCAGCGUGGUGGAGCGCGGCGAUGAUCGGCCCUCGGUUCGGGCGUGCCAAAUCUGUGACGCCGCCGACCCUCGUCGGUCCCACCCAGCUUCCUACCUCACCGAUCUCAACUCGGCUCACAACCUGACUUGCUGGCAGUCAGAAAACCUCAACACCUCGCCGUACAACGUGACUCUUACUCUUUCUCUGGGGAAAAAGUUUGAGAUCACCUAUGUGAGUUUGCAGUUCUGCUCACCUAGGCCUGAGUCGCUGGCCAUCUACAAGAGCAUGGACUACGGCAAAACCUGGAUGCCUUACCAGUUCUACUCAUCACAAUGUCGGCGCGUGUACAAUCGGCCCAACAAAGCCACCAUUACGAAGCAGAAUGAACAAGAAGCUUUGUGUACUGAUGGCCACACUGACCUCUACCCACUUUCUGGAGGACUCAUUGCCUUCAGUACUUUGGAUGGACGACCAUCAGGCAAAGACUUUGACAACAGCCCAGUCCUUCAGGACUGGGUGACCGUCACUGAUAUCCGUGUGGUCUUCAGUCGUCCCCAGCAGUCGCGGGAGCUGGGACUCCCUGCCGGAGGCAACGGCGGUGGAGGGCGAGACGAAGACCCCUUGGCAGUUACCUCUACCCUGCCACCAUACUUCUAUGCUGUAGGUGAUUUCCAGGUGGGCGGAAGGUGCAAGUGUAACGGCCACGGGUCCCGCUGCCUGAAAGACAAGGAGGGCAAGCUGGUGUGUGACUGCAAACACAACACGGAAGGACCCGAAUGUGACCGCUGUAAGCCCUUUCAUUACGACCGGCCGUGGCAGAGAGCUAGCGCUCGCGAGGCCAACGAGUGUCUGCCAUGUAACUGCAAUCUGCAUGCCCGGCGCUGUCGCUUCAACAUGGAACUGUACAAGCUCUCUGGGAGAAAGAGCGGUGGGGUGUGCAUGAACUGCCGUCACAACACCGCCGGCCGCCACUGCCACUACUGCAAGGAGGGCUUUUACCGAGACAUGGCCCGACCCAUCACUCACCGAAGGGCUUGCAAGGCCUGUGACUGCCACCCUGUAGGAGCAGCGGGUAAGACGUGCAACCAGACUACAGGUCAGUGUCCCUGCAAGGAUGGUGUCACCGGCAUCACCUGUAAUCGCUGCGCCAAAGGCUACCAGCAGAGCCGUUCCCCCGUCGCCCCCUGCAUCAAGAUCCCCGUGGUGAACCCCACAGCUGUGGUGAGCAGCACAGAGGAGCCAGCAGACUGUGAGUCCUACUGCAAACCGGUGAAGGGCAACCUGAAGAUCAACAUGAAGAAAUAUUGUAAAAAGGAUUAUGCUGUUCAAGUGAACGUGCUGGACAUGGAGACGGUGGGUGACUGGGCCAAGUUUUCCGUCAACGUCAUGUCGGUGUACAAGAGUCGUGGCGAGCCCUUAAAGCGCGGGGACAAUAUCCUUUGGGUGCACAUGAAGGACCUGGCCUGCAAAUGUCCCAAGAUCCAGAUGAGCAAGCGCUUUCUGGUUAUGGGCGGUAUCGACGGCGGCGCCAGCCCAGGGACGGCUUCGGGACCGGGUGUCGGGCCUGGCGGGGGAGCCUCCAACCCGGGAGCAGAACGCGUGGGCCUCCUAGCUGAUAAGAACAGCUUGGUGAUCCAAUGGAGGGACGUUUGGACGAGACGACUGAGGAAGUUCCAGCGCAAAGAGAAGAAGGGGAAGUGCGGCAAAGCAUGA
This is a messenger RNA of Nerophis lumbriciformis (worm pipefish), 1920 nucleotides long. The record is from RefSeq and is a predicted model, not a curated record. Lineage: Eukaryota; Metazoa; Chordata; Actinopteri; Syngnathiformes; Syngnathidae.